AUGGCUGCUACGGUAGAAUUUAUGGUGGACGACUUCGGGGUUUUGGGUGAUAUUUUGGUGGGAUUUAUUGGUUCUGAUGACAUCGAAGAAUUUGAGAGCUUUUGGCUCCACAAUAUGUCAACACUAUUUGACGGUGGUAAUGAUGAUGAGGUGAUAUUUAUGGAAGAGCGUUUUGGUGAGAAGAGUGGAUGGAACGGAGAUGCUGUUGUCAGCUAA
This is a messenger RNA of Didymodactylos carnosus, 216 nucleotides long. The record is from the annotation of a GenBank genome assembly. NCBI's taxonomy places the organism in Eukaryota, Metazoa, Rotifera, Eurotatoria, Philodinida, Philodinidae.